Messenger RNA from Pipra filicauda (Wire-tailed manakin), 1707 nucleotides. RefSeq names its product olfactory receptor 14A16-like. The record is from RefSeq and is a predicted model, not a curated record. Gene Ontology annotation, cellular component: membrane. Gene Ontology annotation, molecular function: G protein-coupled receptor activity; olfactory receptor activity. The transcript has 2 exons. The coding region runs from base 1 to 960 and encodes 319 amino acids. Lineage: Eukaryota; Metazoa; Chordata; Aves; Passeriformes; Pipridae. Gene Ontology annotation, biological process: G protein-coupled receptor signaling pathway.
AUGUCCAACAGCAGCUCUAUGGCCCAGUUCCUCCUCCUGGCAUUGGCAGACAGGCGGGAGCUGCAGCUCCUGCACUUCUGGCUCUUCCUGGCCAUCUCCCUGGCUGCCCUCCUGGCCAACGGCCUCAUCCUCAGCGCCGUAGCCUGUGACCACCACCUGCACACCCCCAUGGGCUUCUUCCUGCUCAACCUCUCCCUCACAGACCUGGGCUGCAUCUACACCACUGUCCCCAAAGCCAUGCACAAUUCCCUCCAGAACACCACAACCAUCUCCUACACAGGAUGUGCUGCACAACUCUUUUUCUUUCUGUUCUUCAUGUCAACAGAGUAUUUCCUCCUCACCAUCAUGUGCUACGACCGCUACGUUGCCAUCUGCAAACCCCUGCACUACGGGACCCUCCUGGGCAGCAGAGCUUGUGCCCACAUGGCAGCAGCUGCCUGGGCCACUGGCUUUCUCAAUGCUCUGCUGCACACAGCCAAUACAUUUUCCCUGCCCCUGUGCCAGGGCAAUGCCCUGGGCCAGUUCUUCUGUGAAAUCCCCCCCAUCCUCAAGCUCUCCUGCUCACACUCAGGCUACCUCGGGGAAAUUGGGCUUCUUUUGUUUAGUGUCUGUUUAGAGUUUGGUUGUUUCAUUUUCAUUGUUUUCUCCUAUGUGCAGAUCUUCAGGGCUGUGCUGAGGAUCCCCUCUCAGCAGGGACAGCACAAAGCCUUUUCCACGUGCCUCCCUCACCUGGCUGUGGUCUCCCUGUUUAUCAGCACCUCAUUCUUUGCCUACCUGAAGCCCUCCUCCACUUCUAUCCCAUCCCUGGACUUGGUGGUAUCAGUUCUGUACUCGGUGGUGCCUCCAGCACUGAAUCCCCUCAUCUACAGCCUCAGGAACCAGGAACUCAAGCUUUCCCUGAGGAAAAUUAUACAGUUUAGUUUUUUCUGGGUACGUGCUUACAACAAGGUGAUUGGAUAGCUCAGUCUGUGCACGCGUCUCAUGCCUUCAGUUCAUUGGUUCUGGUGCUCUGUCCACGUGGCCUGACAUCAUAUGUGCCACUCAAAGUCCCUCCUAUCAAUCCACCUUCAGGGACUUUCCAAGAUUUUGCAGGUGUCUCUUUAUCUCCAGUUUUCCCAAAACUUACAACUAUAAACACAGGAUUUUCUCAUACCUACAACUACAAACAUAUAGCUAACAAGUAUAAACACUGCGUAGUUUCACAGUUUGUAAGUAUAAACACAGAGCUUUCACACAGUUUGCAACCUCCAAAGUCAUGUCAAGCAAGGCCUAGUGCUUCUUAAAAUAUGGAUUGUUCAAAAUGUGUCCAUUUUCCUGCCACAACUUUCCUGUGACAGAUUCUUCCCCAGACUUCCUUGAAGUGUGUGGAGCUUCUGCCAUGAAGCAGGGACAGCUCUUCAUGGUCACUGCCCAGGGGUUCAUGGUCAGCUCUUCAGGGUCACUGAAAGAGAGAGAACUACCCCCUGUCCUUGUGGGGUGAGUUACCUCAAUCUCUGCUUCAAGAUUGUUUCUUUUUGAUGGCUUUGAGAUAAUUGCUUUAAUAGAAUGACUUUGAUAGACUGCACUGUCCUAUCUUACACUAUACUGCUAGGAGUUUUUGGCUUUUAUACUGCGCAGGAAAUAAUUCUGAUUGAGGUCCUUCAUCUGUUCUCUUGUCUGAUCAAUUUUCUGAUCAUUUGUAAUAAUAAAUAAUUCAUUUUAUAGAAA